AGGUGGAAGAUGACGAUGCUGCUGGUUUUGGCGGCGGUGCUUCUCACUGAUGGAGUCUCUGCAGCAAACACAGUGAACUCGGGGGUGAAGCGCUACCUGCCGCUGAACCUGGCUCUGAAGUCUGUAGACGACAUGUACGACGGCUGCAAAGACAAAAUGGACGAGGCGGUGAAGGGAUACCUGCAGAACCAGCUGGGACAGUUCAGAUCACAGUGGGACUGGGCGAUGAACCAGGAGCAGCAGGAGCCAGCCUCCUCCUCCCUGAAGAAGCAGGAGGCAGCCUCCUCCUCCUCCCUGAAGAAGGAGGAGGCUGGCUCCUCCUCCCUGAAGAAGGAGGAGGCUGCAGCUAUUCUCGUCUACACUUCUAGUCUGUAUGUCGACUUCAAUAAUGCCGUUCGGAGCCAGAAGUCUCAGUACAAGAAGUCGUUCCAGUACCACACGCUUCACUUCUACCUGACCAGCGCCAUCCAAGCUCUCCGCUCCCACAGACUCAGCUUCCUCCGUCCCGGGGACGACGGCUGUCUCAGCGUCUUCAGGAGGACCGACAGGGACUUUCGCCGAGACGUAGUCAACAAAAACGUUCGCUUCGGCUCCUUCGCCUCGUCCUCACUGGACACCAGCCAGGUCAGUUUUGGAGACAGCUCGUGCUUCGAGGUGGUCACGUGCCUGGGAGCAGACAUCUCCAUGUUCUCCAUGUUUCCACAGGAGAGAGAAGUGCUGAUUCCUCCUUACGAGGUCUUCAAAGUGGUCCAGAUAAAGAAGAGAUCUCAGCAGCCAGACCUUCCAUGUGAGGUGGUCUACACGCUGAGCAGCACCAAGAAGCCUGUGUCCAAGCUGAACUGUGCUCUCUUUAAAAAAAAGAAACAACUCUCAAGUGUUAGACACGGUUAACAUGUCAGAUAAUAAUAAUAAUUAUCUCAUAAUAAUGAGAUAAUAUUUCAUCAUUUCAAGAACAGCAAAUUGUCUUUAAUCAGUAU
Centropristis striata (black sea bass) is the source of this 977-nucleotide messenger RNA. Its product is annotated as ecto-ADP-ribosyltransferase 5-like. The record is from RefSeq and is a predicted model, not a curated record. The coding region runs from base 10 to 891 and encodes 293 amino acids. The transcript has 2 exons. Lineage: Eukaryota; Metazoa; Chordata; Actinopteri; Perciformes; Serranidae. Gene Ontology annotation, molecular function: NAD+-protein-arginine ADP-ribosyltransferase activity; NAD+ poly-ADP-ribosyltransferase activity.